Cajanus cajan (pigeon pea) is the source of this 1476-nucleotide messenger RNA. RefSeq names its product 6-phosphogluconate dehydrogenase family protein. The record is from RefSeq and is a predicted model, not a curated record. Lineage: Eukaryota; Viridiplantae; Streptophyta; Magnoliopsida; Fabales; Fabaceae. Gene Ontology annotation, biological process: L-valine catabolic process. Gene Ontology annotation, molecular function: 3-hydroxyisobutyrate dehydrogenase activity; NAD binding; NADP binding.
UAUCCAUUACUUUUGUUUAUCCUUAUUUUAUUAAUUUGGUAUGAUGUUAAUUUCAACGUAAAAAUUGACACAAAAUCUCAAAUGUCAAUCUCAACAAGUCGAAGCUGAAACUCAAGUUUGUGAAAAAAGUGUGGUAAUACUAGGAAUUUGAACCAACAAAAACACGCAGGGAAAGGACAUCUAUGGCGAUUUGCAGGUUGAAAUCUUUGCUUACUCUUUCCAAAUGCAACUCUUCUGUGGCGAUUUGCAGGUUGAAAUCUUUGCUUACUCUUUCCAAAUGCAACUCUUCUUCAGUACGCACUUUCUCUUCGGCACAGGUUCCCCCUCAACACUUGCAGAAUGUUGGAUUCAUUGGGCUUGGAAAUAUGGGGUCCCGAAUGGCGAAUAAUCUGAUCAAAGCUGGAUUCAGACUUGCAGUUCAUGACCUAAACUCUGAUGUUCUCGAGAUGUUCUCUCAGAUGGGAGUUCCUACAAAGAAAACGCCUUAUGAGGUUUCAGAAGCAAGUGAUGUUGUAAUCACAAUGUUACCUUCCUCUGCUCAUGUGAUUGAUGUUUACACUGGACCAAAUGGUUUGCUUCAUGGUGGAAAACUCCUAAGGCCAUGGUUGUUGUUAGAUUCAUCCACUAUUGAUCCAGAAACAUCAAGAAACCUUUCUUCUACAGUAUCUAAUUAUAUUCUAAAAGAAAAGAAAGGUGAUUGGGAAAAACCUUUCAAGUUGGAUGCUCCUGUAUCUGGAAGUGUGACUGCAGCUGAAGCUGGGACACUUACUUUUAUGGUUGGUGGCUCUGAGGAAGCAUUUCUUGCUGCAAAACCCUUGCUCUUUUCAAUGGGUAGAAGUGCAAUCUAUUGUGGUGGAGCAGGAAGCGGUUCUGCAGCAAAAAUCUGCAAUAAUUUGGCUUUGGCUGUGAGCAUGCUGGGAAUAUCAGAAGCUCUUGCUCUAGGUCAAUCUCUAGGUGUUCCUGCCAGCACCUUGACAAAUAUAUUUAACUGUUCCAGUGCUCGCUGUUGGAGUAGUGAUGCUUACAACCCAGUUCCUGGGCUGAUGAAAGGGGUGCCCUCGUCUAGGGAUUAUAACGGAGGGUUUGCAUCCAAGCUUAUGGCUAAAGACUUGAACCUAGCAGUACAAUCAGCUAAAUUGGCUGGAUGUAAAUACCCACUAACAUCUCAAGCGCAAAAGAUAUAUACUGAACUCUGCAGCGGUGGUUAUGAAGCUAAAGACUUUUCAUGUGCUUUUCGUCAUUAUUACUCAGGAACGGACGAGCCUCUUGAUCAGUAAAUUAAGAUGUUGGUUGUAUACAUAAAACUGUUGUAAUACUAUGCCUAGUAUAAGGCAAUUGAGCUCAGUAAAGCUAUAGAAACAGUUGCAACAUAUUGUUUUCAAUCAGAAAAAAGCUGUGAAUCCGUAAGACGAACAAAUACUAAAGCACAAAUUCUAAAUGAGUAAAUGCAAUAUUGAAAACACAGUCAAGCACCAA